This is a messenger RNA of Coffea eugenioides, 2870 nucleotides long. RefSeq names its product MLO-like protein 11. The transcript has 15 exons. Gene Ontology annotation, cellular component: membrane. Bases 888 to 2480 code for a protein of 530 amino acids. Lineage: Eukaryota; Viridiplantae; Streptophyta; Magnoliopsida; Gentianales; Rubiaceae. The record is from RefSeq and is a predicted model, not a curated record. Gene Ontology annotation, biological process: defense response.
ACUCCAGUUUUUAGCUCGUUUCCUUCUACCUGCUUUAAAUCACUUCCUCUGUCGACUUCCCCCAGCCGGACCCAGAAAGAGAAUCACAGCUGAACACAUAAGAACUGGGAUUCUGUCCUAAUAAAAAGAAAGAUAUUCCUUUUUUCAGCUUUUGAGUCCUGGAAUCUUAAGCGGGGAUCAAAGAAGUAUGCAUUUAGCAUCUUCUCACAGCAAAACCCAGAAAUUCCUUUUCUUGGUUUAUAGUAGUUUCUGAGCUGUUCUCAUAGGCCUCAUAAUAAAGAGCAAUUGGAAAAAUAGAGAACUCUCUAGAACUUCUUGUUCCUUUUCUGGAGUGGGUUUGAAUUUGGGGUUAGGAAUUUUCUUCUUUGUACAUUCAAUUAUCAUUUUAUGCUCAAAAAAUCCAACGUUGCGGUUGGAGGUUUUCUUUCCAACGUUUGUGGUUGGAUGUUUUCUUUUAUAGUCAACAAAGACAUUCAUAUUUAGUCUUUCAAGUCAAAAGGGAUGCUUUUGUCUGCAAUACUGACUUACGAAUUUUCAAAGUCACCGACUCUUAGUCACGGAAAGAAACACGGGGAACAAAUUCUUUAAUUUCCUCCACUGUCCGCGGAAAUCAGAGUCUUUGGUGUGAAAAGGACAUAAACAACAGUCAAAGUUCAGGCCUUCCUCUUAUAUAAUGUGAGCUGAGCACUGUUCUUGGAGAAAUUUUUUUUUUUUUAAUUUUCCUAGAAUGGAUACUUAUUGGUUCUGAGAAUACACGGGCAUUGGGUUGCAGCAGGUUGAGUUAACGUUGAGGAUUUUGAUCGAACAACAUUUCUGAAUCCAAGUCUAUUGCAAUUUGCAAUGGCAGAAAAUGCACAGGAAUCCAGGUCAUUGGCCCUGACUCCGACAUGGUCCGUUGCUUCUGUACUGACCAUCUUUGUUGCCGUUUCACUGCUUGUGGAGCGAUCCAUUCACCGGUUAUGCAGUCUGUUGAAAAAAUGAAAGAAGAGUUGAUGCUUCUUGGCUUUAUAUCUCUCCUACUCACAGCCACAGCAAGCACUAUAUCCAAUAUUUGCAUACCAUCAAAGUUCUACGGUAGUAUUUUUGCUCCCUGCAGUAGGAAUGAAAUUGAUGAAGAAAUGGAGGAGAGCAACUUGAAGCAUCGUAAACUUUUGGCAGCUUUUCUACGUCCUCACUCAUAUAGGAGAGUGUUGAAUGGCAUGAAUCAGAAUACCUGCAAAGAGAAUCAUGAACCGUUUGUCUCGUAUGAAGGUCUUGAGCAACUGCAUCGCUUCAUCUUUGUCAUGGCAAUCACGCAUAUAUCUUACAGCUGCUUAACAAUGUUGCUGGCAAUUGUAAAGAUCCACACUUGGAGGGAAUGGGAGGAUGAGGCUCGCAGGGUCCAUCAUCAUACAUUAACCGAGAUCACUCGAGCAAUGACAAUGCGAAGGCAAUCAACAUUUGUUAGAGCCCAUACAUCAAAUCCCUUGACCAGGAAUGGUUUAGUUGUUUGGGUGAUUUGUUUUUUCCGGCAAUUUGGGCGUUCAGUGGUUCGUGCUGAUUACCUGACCCUCCGCAAGGGGUUUCUCAUGAACCACAACCUUACAUCAAACUAUGAUUUUCACAGCUAUAUGGUUCGAUCCAUGGAGGAAGAAUUCCAAAGGAUAGUUGGUGUGAGUGGCCCACUCUGGGGGUUUGUUGUGGCUUUCAUGUUGUUCAAUGUCAAAGGAUCGAAUCUUUAUUUUUGGAUUGCAUCGAUCCCAAUUGCUCUUGUUUUGCUUGUGGGCACAAAGCUGCAGCAUAUUAUUGCAACAUUGGCUUUGGAGAGUGCUGGAAUUAGUGUAUUUCACCCCCAAGGAAGGUUAAAGCCACGAGAUGAACUUUUUUGGUUCAAGAAGCCACAACUAUUGUUGUCCUUAAUUCAUUUUAUUCUCUUCCAGAAUGCGUUUGAGCUGGCGUCCUUUUUCUGGUUCUGGUGGCAAUUUGGAUAUAAUUCAUGCUUUAUUAAGAACCACAUGCUUGUGUAUCUACGGCUAAUUCUGGGGUUUGCAGGACAGUUUCUGUGCAGCUAUAGCACCUUGCCGCUCUAUGCUCUUGUGACUCAGAUGGGUUCAAACUACAAGGCAGCGUUAAUUCCCCAGGGAAUACGAGAGACGAUCCAUGGUUGGGGCAAGGAAGCAAGGAGGAAAAGAAGGUUGGGCAUUUUCACUGAUGAUUCGACUAUCAGAACAGAGACGAGCACAAUAGCAUCCCUUGAUGAAGAUGACCAACAGUUGCUAGACAGCCCUCGACCUGCACCUGUUGCCACUGAAAUUGAGUUACAGCCACCCACCAUCAUAAUUACUGAUCAUUCUCCAACUCCUAAUGAAAAUUCAAGCAGGAUUGGUACGCCUCUCCUUCGACCUUCGGCUACCAUAUCUUCCACACUUUCUCCUAGACUUAUGCCAGAAAUGGUUACGAGAUCAAAUUCAAUGCCUACAAGAAAGGAUGAAAGAGAGUGACGGUGAUGCAGCCAUAGCAAAGUCAGAAGACAAGAUUGACUGUUAUAAUGACGGUGAAGUUUCUGUGAAUACUUUUGCAGGCUAUUAGAUCUAACAUAGUCAUUAAUAGAUCACAGUGAUAUAAUACAUUGGGGUUUACUGUAUUGACUCUUGGUGUCUUGCAGCAUUAAGAUGAAAAAUUGCAGACAGAGAAUAGGUCAUGGUUACAGCCCCUAUGAUCAAAUUUGAGAAGUUUUCGAGGUUUAGUCCCUAUGAUCGAUGAAUGAUAUUAGUUUUAUAAAAAAUUCAUGAAAAGAAGGCAAUGUACAACUUAAUUGAGUAAUAAUUAGUUGUAAAUUUUGGCUUGCUUGGCUAGAGAUGGCACCAGAAUCACAAGCUUUUAUUUCGGCU